AUGGCAUAUUUUGUUCCUGCUCUUGAUCUCCUGGCUCUUCAACUCUCUGUAGCAGCGUUUGUAGUUUUGAGUGGUGGAGAGAAACAAAGAGUAGCACUUUCUCGCGCAUUCCUGAAAUCCCCUGCGAUUCUGUUGUAUGAUGAGGCAACAACUGCACUGGACAGCACAACAGAGGCAGAGAUACUAAACACACUCAAGUCACUGGCGAGUAACAAGACAUCCAUCUUCAUUGCCCACAGGCUGACCACAGCGAUGCAGUGUGAUGAGAUUGUAGUACUGGAAAACGGGAAGGUGGUUGAACAUGUUUUCAUAGUAUUUCACAUGUUGUUAUGA
Messenger RNA from Eruca vesicaria subsp. sativa (arugula), 333 nucleotides. Lineage: Eukaryota; Viridiplantae; Streptophyta; Magnoliopsida; Brassicales; Brassicaceae. The record is from the annotation of a GenBank genome assembly.